AGAGAGAGGAUUACACUCUUCUCUUCUUUCUUUCCAGUUCGCUACGUAGUAAAAGCACAGACCUGUUACCAGCGAAUUCCCUGGGGACUCUCACUCUGCGGCAAAAAUUGGUAAACUGUAUUACACAGAGGACAAAUCCUCCUCUGGAGCUAAGUAUUAAGGGUUGAGGAAGCGAGUCAAAGGGACUGGAAGAAAAGAGACCACAGAGGUCUGGGUUGGGGUGAAUUUCCAGCGGUCAGUGCUGGGUGAUCCCUAUGAGGCAGACUGUGGAAGCCGAGGUGGUGAUGUCGUCCCCUAGACUGAGUGACCAUGGGCUAAGGCAGAUCCUGUCUGACGUGGUGGAGGAGGUGAAACAUUCCAUCAAUAAGGAAAUCAACGGGGCAGAGCUCCUAUACAGCCUCCUCAACGCCCCCUGGCUCAAGUCCCUGCUCAAAGUGCAUGAGUGUCUGCAGCAACACCAGAGAGAGCCUCCUGCUCCCUUUCUACCGUACACAACACAGCUCAUCCAACAGAUUCUGACUGACAUGAGAACAGUUCCGAACACUUCUGCUGAGGCCAGGGAGCUUUACAGUCUCCUCAGGGGACCACACCUCCAGGCUCUGAUAUCAACCCAUGAUAUGGUGGCCCAGAAGGAUUAUGACCCUGUCCUGCCUCCUAUCCCUGACAACCUCCCUGACGAUGAGGAGGCCAUGAGGAUUGUCUGUCUGGUGAAGAACAAGCAGCAGCUGGGAGCCACGAUAAAGCGAAAUGGGAUAACAGGGGAGAUCUUUGUGGCACGGGUGAUCCAUGGAGGACUGGCAGACCGCAGCGGUCUGCUACAUGCAGGGGACAGGAUCACAGAGGUGAAUGGUUACUCUGUAAAUGGCCUGGAGCCUGAGCAGGUCAUUGAGAGACUGGCCCGGUCUCAAGGCACCCUCAUGUUCAAAGUGGUUCCCAUCACAGAUAGACCAGUCAACAACCAGACGAUACUGUAUGUGCGUGCCAUGGCAGACUACAGUCCCCAGCAGGACCCGGCCAUCCCCUGCGCCGAGGCAGGUAUGGACUUCAGGAAGGGAGACCUGCUGGAGAUCGUGGACCAGUCAGACUCCCUCUGGUGGCAGGCCAAGAAACUACCCAGCACCUCGGCCUGUGCUGGCCUUAUCCCCUCCACCAACCUGCUCAGGAGGAAACAGAAAGAGUUCUGGUGGUCUCAGCCCUACCAGCCGCACACCUGCAUCAAACCCUUGAGCACUGUGAAUGAAGAGGAAGACCUGAUUGAUGAAAAGUGUGUUGAAGCUGAUGAAGAAGCUUUUGAAUCUGAGGAGCUAAGAGAAGAGGAGGGUGAGUUCAGCACUAACAUCGAGGGGAUCUAUCUAACUGGGUUCAGACGUAGCCUGCGUCUGUGUCGGCGCCAGUCCCUAAGCACAGGCUCCAGUCAGCAGUCCUUCUACACACGCAGCGGCUACAAUGCCCUCAACAACCCAUACGAAGAGGUGGUACGAUACCAGCGCAACCCGCAGGACAAACACCGCCUGGUUGCCCUCGUGGGUCCCUCUGGCGUUGGAGUGAACGAACUUCGCAGACGGUUAAUCAAAAUCAACCCAGUGACCUUUCAAGGGGCAGUGCCUCACACGACACGAGCCGCGAGGAGCUAUGAGGAGUCUGGUAAAGAGUAUCACUUCAUCAACAGGGAACUGUUUGAGAACAUGGUUUACAACAACAGGUUUCUGGAAUACGGGGAGUACAAAGAUAAUUUCUACGGCACUAGUCGUGAUGCUGUGAAGGAUGUUUUGAACAGUGGAAGGAUCUGUGUCAUCGACAUCGAGCCUCAUGCCAUCCAGUCAGUGAGGACACAUGAGCUUAAGGCCUACAUUAUCUAUGUGAAGCCGCCCACCGCAGGACGCAUGAAGGAGACCAGAAAGGACGCUCAGAUCACCACCAAUUACUAUGAUAACAGACCUUUCAAAGAGGAAGACUUCCAGGAGAUGGAGGAGGCAGCCAGGAAGAUGGAGUCUCACUACUGCCAGUUCUUUGACUCUGUGAUGGUGAACGACGGGCUGCAAGACUCAUGUGUUCAGCUACUGAGGGCUGUGAGGAGGGCUCAGGAUGAGCCACAGUGGGUCCCUGCCAGCUGGAUACGACCCACAGAGGAGUUUUGAUGAGGAGAAUAGAGGGGAGG
Messenger RNA from Oncorhynchus nerka (sockeye salmon), 2158 nucleotides. RefSeq names its product MAGUK p55 subfamily member 4-like. Lineage: Eukaryota; Metazoa; Chordata; Actinopteri; Salmoniformes; Salmonidae. Gene Ontology annotation, molecular function: protein binding. The record is from RefSeq and is a predicted model, not a curated record. The transcript has 20 exons. Bases 255 to 2138 code for a protein of 627 amino acids. Gene Ontology annotation, cellular component: plasma membrane; adherens junction.